UCAAGUUUUGAAAUAUGACUAGGAGCCGCCGGCGUGUCGCCAUUAGUCGCUCCUCUCCGGGCUCACUCGCAGUUCAGACGCCAACCCGGCUAGUACCGCGGGAAAAGGUGAAAUGGCUUUCUACUCUAAUAAUAGCUUAUUUCCAAAUCAACCACCUAUACCCAAUGGCAUCGCGGCGCAAAUGGACGAAAAGUCGAAGAACAAAAUCAUAUUCCUGGACGUUACACCCAAUCGUACUCCGAGAUUACCGACGCCUAAUAAUGCCAUAGCCCCUAUACAAGAUAACUUGAUCAAUCCCGACAUCACCAGAGACAUCAUUUAUGAAAACAUCAAGCCGGUGUUUGCUCUCCUGAAGAUCAUGGGCGUUCUUCCAUUAACCAGGCCAGUUCCGGGAGUGACCCAGUUUCAACCUGCCUCUCCCUCAAUGCUUUACUCUGUCGUUCUCUACUGUUCUCUUAUCGCAUACCUUUUGUAUCUUUCCCUAAAUAAAGUCCAAAUAGUGAGAACCGGUGCGCAAGAAGGUAAAUUUGAGGAGGCUGUGAUUGAGUACCUAUUUACAGUGUACUUGUUUCCGAUGAUUGCAGUCCCUUUAUUGUGGUAUGAAACGAGAAAGAUUGCCGAAGUUCUCAACGGAUGGGUUGAAUAUGAGAUUGCUUACAAAAAACUAUCAAACCGAGUCCUUCCUGUAGGGCUAUAUAAAAAAGCUCUUGCCAUGUCUAUAGUCAUCCCAGCGCUUUCAACAGCAUCAGUGAUCAUCACACAUGUCACCAUGGUCCACUUCAAAUUAUUACAAAUUAUUCCAUACGUAUUUCUGGAAAUAUUGACUUACAUGUUGGGCGGCUACUGGUACCUUCUUUGUGAAACACUCAGCAUUUGUGCGCACAUCUUGGCAGAAGACUUCCAACAGGCUCUUCGUAACAUUGGGCCAGCCGGGAAGGUCGCGGAAUACCGCGCGCUCUGGUUGCGCCUCAGUAAACUGGCUCGAGACACCGGGAUCGCGAAUUGCUAUACCUUCACUUUCAUGAGUCUCUACUUGUUCCUUAUCAUCACACUUUCGAUCUACGGUCUACUCAGCAAAAUCUCCGAGGGUUUCGGAGUCAAAGACAUCGGUUUAGCUUUAACUGCUUUUUGCAGUAUUAUGCUACUAUUCUUUAUUUGUGACGAGGCGCACUAUGCUUCUCAUAACGUACGCCUGAACUUCCAAAAGAAGCUUCUAAUGAUUGAGCUGUCGUGGAUGAACGCGGACGCACUGACCGAGGUGAACAUGUUCCUUCGAGCCACUGAAAUGAACCCCUCCCAAAUCAGCUUGGGAGGCUUUUUCGACGUCAACAGGACGCUAUUCAAGUCGCUACUAGCUACGAUGGUGACUUACCUAGUUGUACUCCUGCAGUUCCAAAUCAGUAUACCCGACGAUUCGCGUGUCCAGGACCCGGAUGACGAUGAUGAUUUCAUGAAUGCGACCGCCUCGGUCACCGAGGCUCCCACCACUUUGACCACCAUCACCACCCUGCUCACCACGUUAGCAAAGAAGAAAAGGAAACAUUAAAUAUAUAUCAAUCUUCGUAAGACUAGGACCAAUGAUUUACUUA
Messenger RNA from Cydia amplana, 1589 nucleotides. RefSeq names its product gustatory and odorant receptor 24 (gene Gr63a). The record is from RefSeq and is a predicted model, not a curated record. Lineage: Eukaryota; Metazoa; Arthropoda; Insecta; Lepidoptera; Tortricidae. Bases 113 to 1546 code for a protein of 477 amino acids. Gene Ontology annotation, biological process: chemosensory behavior; male courtship behavior; sensory perception of taste. The transcript is spliced from 5 exons. Gene Ontology annotation, cellular component: dendrite; membrane; neuronal cell body.